Messenger RNA from Daucus carota subsp. sativus, 486 nucleotides. Its product is annotated as histone H4. The record is from RefSeq and is a predicted model, not a curated record. NCBI's taxonomy places the organism in Eukaryota, Viridiplantae, Streptophyta, Magnoliopsida, Apiales, Apiaceae. Gene Ontology annotation, molecular function: protein heterodimerization activity; DNA binding; structural constituent of chromatin. The transcript has a single exon. Bases 75 to 386 code for a protein of 103 amino acids. Gene Ontology annotation, cellular component: nucleosome. Gene Ontology annotation, biological process: nucleosome assembly.
CCCCCACUUCACCUCACACCAACACCACCAAAAGCUCACCACCAUCCAAUCAGAUCUCCACAACACAUAUCAAAAUGUCAGGGCGCGGAAAGGGAGGCAAGGGACUCGGCAAAGGCGGAGCCAAGCGACAUCGAAAAGUCCUCCGCGACAACAUCCAGGGCAUCACCAAGCCUGCCAUUCGCCGUCUGGCUCGCCGUGGCGGUGUCAAGAGAAUCAGUGGGCUCAUCUAUGAGGAGACCAGAGGUGUAUUGAAGAUCUUUUUGGAGAAUGUGAUUCGUGAUGCGGUUACUUACACUGAGCACGCCAGGAGGAAGACUGUGACUGCUAUGGAUGUUGUGUAUGCUCUCAAGAGGCAGGGCAGGACUCUUUAUGGCUUCGGCGGUUAAUUUCUAGGGUUUCUAGGUUGUAUUGUGUUUGUUCUAAAUGAAUGUGAUGUGUAGUUGAAUGGUUAUAAUAUGAAUGAAGGUGGUGCUCUAUUGUUCUCAA